This is a messenger RNA of Diversispora eburnea, 627 nucleotides long. The record is from the annotation of a GenBank genome assembly. Lineage: Eukaryota; Fungi; Glomeromycota; Glomeromycetes; Diversisporales; Diversisporaceae.
AUGAUCCGUACAAAUUCAGUAACUCCCGCACCAUCUCCAGCAACACUUUCAACUACGUCGAAUACUUUGAACAAUGGUUCUUCAACUGAUGUAGUUACACCUACGCAACAACAGCCUUCAUGGGAGUUUUUGCGUAAACAAGCUCGUCAGUUAGAGAAUGAAAUAGAACAAAAAUUAACUAGUUAUAGUAAACUUGCGGCACAAGUUGGGAGAAAUACGAAUGGUGUUAGUUCAGUGAGUUUAGGUAGUGGGCUAUACGGGGAUAAUGGUUUAUCUGGAAAUUCUAGUGAAGCCAUGGAAUUGGAACUAGAAGAAUUAAUUAAAAAAUUGACUUCAGUGGUAAAUUCCAUGGCAGAUGUAGUAGAUGGACCAUCAUCAUCAACAUCAAAUCCAUCAAUGAUGCACAUGUUGCAAAGACAUCGAGAUAUUUUGUAUGAUUGUUCAAAAGAAUUUAAAAAAACUAAAGUAAAUAUCCAAGCAGCAAAAAAUCAUUCAGAUUUGUUAAGUUCUGUGAGAGAUGAUAUAAGUUCAUUCAAAUCAGGUGCCAGUAGUGAAACUGACUAUUUUUUAAAUGAAAGAGGUCGAAUUGAAAGUUCUCAUAGGAUGACAGAUAUGGUUCUUGAGUAG